Messenger RNA from Laetiporus sulphureus 93-53, 972 nucleotides. RefSeq lists its product as uncharacterized. Bases 222 to 788 code for a protein of 188 amino acids. The transcript is spliced from 6 exons. The record is from RefSeq and is a predicted model, not a curated record. Lineage: Eukaryota; Fungi; Basidiomycota; Agaricomycetes; Polyporales; Laetiporaceae.
GACCCAUAGCACACAGCCGCCCAUUUCUCCUCCCCCGAGUCUCGCGCUCGCCGUCCCAGUUCUUCCGCAGCUUUUGUGCAACAUAUGCUAUCGUAUUCUGCGCAAAGCGAGCGCUGAGCAGCGCGUUGUCUCGCGUGUGGGCGGCAGGAACCGUCGGAUGGCGACCGGGUGCGGCAGUCAAUUCGUCUUGGCUAUCAAGCGCCAGUCUCUCUGCCUUCGCCAUGUCGUCCGUCCAGGUCCUCUCCCUUGCCUCCAUUCGCGCCCUCUUCAACCUCCGCAGUCUCUAUCUCAUCACCUAUGGCUGGCUCUUGGGAAUGUCGAUUUGGGUGACCUUCAUCGGCGGUACUAUUGCACUCAGGACCCUCCCAAGGCACCAGUUUGGCACCCUCCAGCAUCGCACGUUCCCCAUUUACUUCAUGAUCAGCAUCGCCAUGUCCUCGGGCCUUUUGGCGCUCUGGUCGCGCGCUCAUCCCACCGUCCUCACUGAAAUCACGAAUCCGGCUCUGGCUGAUGUGGCGCAGGCUUAUGCGCUCGGCACCGUCACGAUAAUGCACUUGAUUAACCACUUUGUGGUCGGACCUCUCACUAGCAAGACCAUGUUUCAACGCCACAAGCAGGAAAAGGAAGAAGGCAAGGCUUAUAACGAGCCCGGCAUUUCCGAUGCAAUGAAGUCACUGAACAGCACGUUCAGUAUGUUGCAUGGCGUGAGCUCUUUUGCCAAUCUCUUUGCUCUGAUGGCCCUCCUGUUCCAUGGCCUCUGGUUGGGCAAUUUCGGCAGUGGAUUGUAGAAGCCACCGCAACGCUCUCGCCAUCACUGUCUUUUUGCUUACGCCAAGAAUGUUUAUCUGUCCUGCUUGCUUUCAUGUUGUUGUUCAUUAGCCUCGCUGUGUGUUUUUGUAAACGCCCGUGUUGUGUCAAUAGUGCCUCACACAUAGGACAGGAAUAGUCCGUGAAAAUGCGUAAGGUAUAUAC